GUUCUGAAAUCGUACAUUUGUAUCAGAACUACGGUUUUGUUUUGCUUUUUUGACAACUUCUUACUUGUUAAGAAAUGAAAAUUUGAACUUUGAAAAAACAAAGCUUUUAUCUCGUUAAAUUUUAUCACAUAUUUUUAUACGUUUUUAUUGACUGCAUUUAUUUAUGGGCAUACACAUCAACUGUUCUGUCAGAUAUCUUUUGUGAAUGAAGAGAAAGAUAUAGCUGGAUUAUAUCAAAAUGAUUCUUCUGAGAUCUGCAGUUUACUUUUAUAUAUGCCUAAUAAUUUUUUACAUCCCUUCUUUAAUUGCAUUCAAUUAUUGUGGAAAGCCUCCUGGUGUUAAAAAUGGUGAGGCAAUUCGUGACGGUUUUGGUACAGAAUUCUCUGUGGGAACUCACAUUGGUUACAGAUGUUUUGAUGGAUUUAUAUUAAAUACAAUUGGAAGUAGUUAUGCUAGAUGUGCGAUUGAUAAUGGGACCACUUAUUGGCGGCCUGCAAUCAUAUCCUGUGAACCUGUGUGUAAUCACUUGCCAUCAUUACAAAAUGGGCAGUUAAAGUUGGGUGGACGCUCUCCACCAUUCAUGCCAAGGGAUUCUAUAGAAUAUGUUUGUGAUGCUGGUUAUACUCCCAGCCACAUGGCUGCUAAGAUUACUUGUAAAAUUCAAGAAGGUAUGGCUAAUUGGACUGAUACAGAAAAUGCUUGUAAACUUUUAGUGAUUAGCUGCAAUGAUCCUGGCUACAUUGAAAAUGCUCAGCGCCUUGGUAGUGUCUUUACAUUUCCAAACAAUGUUACCUAUGUCUGUAAUGAAGGCUUCAAAUUAAUGGGAGCUGCCAUUAGAUAUUGCUCUCCUAUAGGUCAAUGGUUGCCUAGUUCACCUCCUUUUUGUGAAGCCAUAGUUUGCCCUAUUCUGUCACAUCCUUUGAAUGGCAAAGUUAUAUCAUCUCAAAGAAGACUUCAUGCUGUUGCUACUUAUGAGUGUGAUAGAUACUAUAAUCUUUCUGGAAACAGUGAGCGCAUAUGUCAAGAAGAUGGGACCUGGUCUGGUGAUGUACCAACGUGCAAGGAAAUAACUUGUUUCAAUCCUGGUGCACUUCAGCAUGUUCGUGUCAUCCCUAAUACAACAUUUUAUAAGGCCGGGGAUCUUGUGAUAUUCAAAUGUAAUUAUGAUUUUCACCAAACCUCUUCCAAAUGUUUGGAAACUGGUGAAUGGAGUAAAAGACCACCUCUUUGUUCAGGUCCUUCUACAACCGAGUCCUCCAUUUCAUCUGUUUCUCCAGAUAUUGAUAUAGGUGAUGACUUGAAUAUUGUAAGAAGAGCUGAUUGUGAUGAUCCAGGAGAAAUAAAAAAUGGUGUCAGAAUAAUUGGUGGCUUGACUAUUAAUAGCACUAUAACUUAUGCUUGUGAAAAGGAUUAUGAACUAAGAGGCAAGGCAACUUUAUUGUGCAAGGAGAAUGGAAAAUGGGAUCUUGAUAAGCUUCCUAUAUGUGUGAAACCAUUAUCUACAAAAUUACCUAGUAUUAUAGGGAUUGUUUGUGGUGUAUUGAUUUUGGUUGCUUUUGGAGUUGGUGGCUAUUUCUGGUAUAGAUGGAGAGAAAAGAAAAUGCGAGGUUAUGGUGAUAAGAGCAAAGCUUUAACAGCAGAUGCAACCGAUUUGGAAGAAAUUGCUGGAUUAGAUAGUGGGAAAAAGCCGAUACCUGUAACGGUUUUGUAAUUAUCUACUUAAAUUUAAAAGUGGCUUGAUCAGUCAAGCUAUCCCUUUCAGAGCUUUACAAAAUAAUAAUUGUACUUGAAUAAUGAGUUCCUUCAUCAGUGAAAGGCUGAUAUUUCUUGUAGAGAAAUACAGUCAAUUUUUCAUGUACAAUUUUUAAAUGAAAUGUGGUUUGACAUUUCAGCAAUGAGAGCAUCAGUUCUCUGUGCUGUCACUUGAUCCACAUGUCAUUGUUCAAAUUUGACAUCGCUGCUGACUACAAAGAAUUUCUCUGAUUUAUGCUUUAUAAACUUCAAAGUUAGUGCUCAUUUUUGUUGCACGCAUUUCUGGGGUUGUAUUUUAACCGUUUGGGUAUAUUUCUGAGUGCAUGAGCAUUUAUGAGAAUUUGUUGUAGCGAUCUGAAAAGUAAAUAAACUCUAUAUUUUGUUUGUAUAUUUUCAUUGUUAUUACUGUUCAUGAUCUAUUGUUUUUGAAACGUCUAAAAUAUGUGUAGUUUUGGGGCAAAGCAUAUAACUAUCACUAUGUUUUAGUUUAGAUACAGUUAUCUUUCAUAUCUUAUAAAGUACUUGCAAAAAAUAUAAAUUUGGUUUUUCAUGGGCGAAGGGAGAAUUUAAAAUGAUAGUCUGCAUUUUUUUUUUUUUUUUCAAUUAUUUGAUUCUGAAGAAAUUAGUUAAAAUUUUAUGCUUUCAAAUUGUGCGCUAUAUAUUAAAGCUUAUUAUUUUAUUAAAUACAAUAUAUUACGUUUUUAAUAGCUUUAUUUUUUCCGGAAAAAUAUUAAAAUAUUAGUUAACGCUACUUGCUGUAUUAUGAUUAUGCUCUGUUGAUACUAAAGUUAUGCCUGCAGAUCUUAUUGAAAUAACUUUUCCUUUAAGUUUUGAUCAGUGAAUGAAUCUAUUUGAUUAUUUUUCAUUAAUUCCUAUGACUGGAGACUGUUAUGCUCAUUAAAAAACUGUUGCUAAUGUCUUUUCUUAGUUUUAUGUCUUAAACUUGUGCUCAUGUUACCUACUUGGAUUACAGCUUCUUAUAUAAACUAGUUAUUAGGUUUCUCGAUAUUCAUCUGAUUCACCAGUAUAUUUUUGAAUCAUGGUUUGUAGUUCGGAUUUAAGGUUGAUUGAAGAUAUAUUUGGUUACAAUCUGUUAAGAUCGUGGUCGCUAAACUUUAAGGAGAGAAAUUUAGUUUUAAAUGUUCCUUAACUUUUAUUCAGUAUUCUGUUCUAUUUUAUUUAUUUCCUUUAUCAGUUCCUAUAAAACUUGCUAGUUUUCAUAUUGUGUAAAUAUAUUAAAAAAAAAUAGUUUAAAUAAUUUCUGCCUUCUUAAAACCUAAGCCAUUGCAAUUUAAUCGCAUACUUAUUUCGGAAAUUAUAUUGUCUCUUGCAACUCUUGUCUUUUCUGAUAGUAAGUCGUUCAGACAUAGAAAAAGAAAUGCUUUUUGUGUUUAAUGUUUUGAAGUUUUAUUUACUAUUUGACUUAAGAGAAAAAAUACUGAUAGAUAUUCAUUAAUGUAUUAUUUUAUUAAAUUCAGUUGAAAAAGUUUCAAAGACGUUUUGUGAAGAUAGCUUUUACAUAUUUUAAGCAAAGAAUACCUAUAAUAAAUAGGGUAUUUAUAAAAUCAUGUGACUUAAUUUAGUUGUGUACAUAUAUAUAUUCUGAAAUUUCAAAAGAAUUGUUUACAUGACACUUCACAAUUUCAUUUAAUAUUUGUGUUAUCAUUCUUGAAUUUUUCUGGUCUAAAAGAAAUAAAGAAGUAUUAAAUUGAUGUUGUAUUAGCAUGGAUCAAAUCUUCAUUAUCAUUCUAGUCCUUUUUCUUCCCUUGCCCACUAUAUUUGAAAUAUUCUUAACCAUCAUCUCUUAUUUUUAAUGGGAUUAUCUGUUAAUUAAGAUUCCAGUUUUGGGUUAAUUCAUUUUUACAAAUAUGCGAUUGUUUUGAUUUUUGAUAUUAAACAAUGAAUGAAAUUUGUUUUUGAUUUGUGUGUGUGUUUCUUUAAGAAAAAUAGUUUGCUAUUUUUUUUUUUUAUUUAGCAUUAAUUAAUUUUUGUAAAUGAAUAUCAAUAUAGUGUAUCAGAUUUGUGAAUAGGUUGGAAUGCUUAUGCAUGCAAGUAGCAUAUGUAGGGCAGUAAUUUAACUUUCAUGCAUUAUAAAAAAUAAAUUCUGCAAUCUUUCUUAAUAAGCAUAAAAGAAGGCUUUUUUUUGUAGCUCAAUUUAUAAUUUUGUGAUAAAUCUAAAAAAAAAUUCAAUUUCUUCCCAUUUUUAGAAGUCUAUUUAUUCAGUAAAUGAAGAUUUGGCAAGUUUGUAUCAUUGCUGGCUGAUUUUUUUUUUUUUUUUCAAUAUUUUAUUUUAAUCUGUAACAUGUUAACAUGUAAUCUGACAUGUUCCACCUAUUUAUCCUUACAUUUAAUUUUGUUAUAUAUUUUUUUUUUUAUCAUUUUGUAUAAGAGGCAUAUUUAUUAGUGAAUAUUAUCAAUGAUUCAAUUUAAUUUAUUUUGGAAUUUAUUUGAAAUUGUGGAUUUAAGAUACACUGACCUUAAUGAUUAUUGAUCUCUUAAAAGUUUUGAGUGAAUUCAAUAGUUUAUUGUUUAUAACAAUAACAGCUUUAAUCUUAAAAAACAUUUGCUUUUUUAAUUUUACUUCAAAAAUUUAUCAGUUGUGUAUUGUAUCAGAAAAUCAACUGUUAAUAUAUGCAAAUUAUAACUGUUUUUUAUUUUUCUGGCUUGCACUUUAUGGUAAUUUCAUGUAUGCAAAUAAUUGAAAUUAUUAUUAUUUCUUGUGCUAAUUUUGUUCUGAAAAUUCUACUUUAUUUUAUUCAUGCAAUUAAAAUUAAGUGAUUAAAUGUUUUUUUAUAAAUAUUUUUAUUAUAUUAAUAUAGAAUAAAAAUAUGAAGCUAUGAAAACUAUUUAUGCAAAUAUUGUGUUAGGUUUUUAAAAUAUUGUAGUUAUUUGCUUUGCCCCUAAUUUGUGAUUAAUUAAAUGAGUUGGGAAUGUGUGAAAAUCGAAUGCAACCCCCGUAAAGUUAUGUAAAUAUGAAAAGGGACCAUUGUUUUUAUAGAAACUAUGCCUUAUAAUAAAGUAUAGAAAAUGUAUACUUUUGUAGUGACCUAGUCAUUGAUAAAAUAUUAUUGACUAAAUUCCCAUAAUUUCAUUUUUGUAUUAUGGAUGUAUAUUAUAUUUUGUAUGAAUUGUGUGAGCUUUUAUUUUGGUUAUUUUUUAAUUUAUUGCUCUUCUUCUAUGUGUCUUAUGUAUCAUAGUGUAGAAAGUAGUUGUAAUGUUUAGAAGUAUAGUAAUACAGUUUUAAGCUUAGUUUGCAUCUUUUAUUUUCUUUGCCAUCUGAAACAAAGUAACUUUGUUUAUACAACUGGAGAUUAAUCUUAAUUUGAAUUACAUUAUAAGAUUUAAAACAAUUUUUUUAAUAUUUGGAGAGAGGGUUGAUUUCAUUCACUGCAAAUGAAAAAGAAAUGAAGUAAUUUCAACUUUUUUUUUUCUUUUGUUGUGUGCUUAUGUUUACUAUUAAAAAAAAAUUAUUUGAAUUAUUGAUUUCUUGCUUUAUUCUCAUUUUUAAUAUUUGGUAGUGCAUUAGCAUUUAUUUGUUAAAAAAAAUUUGUUUCACUGCUUUCUGAAAUUAUAUUUUCUACAGAAAGUAUAUAUGUGUGUAAACAAGCUGUGAACUUUGUAAACUAUAAAAUUAAGGUUCUUUCAGUAUUUGUACAUGGUUUUAUCUGUUUUUAGACUUUACUUUUCUAAUUCUGUAAUUUAUUUACUUCUAUAUACAUUUACCUUUAAUGAGAAAUUUCAGUCAUAAAAAAGACGCAUUUUCAAUGAAAAUUUUGUGCUCAUAACCGUUUAUAUAAUGAUUUUAUGUGAUAUUAAAAUGUAAAUAUUUUCAAUUAAUAAAAGAGAGUGUUGAGUUUUAUUACCCAUAUUUGUUGUGAUAUAAAGUAUGAGCAAAUUUUUUAAGGUGAAAAUUGUAGACAUUUGAAAAUGAGUUAUCUCAUAGCUAUCUGAUUUUAUUUUUUUUUUAAUUUAGGAAAAGAUUUACUGAUUGGAAAAUUUAAAAUUUAUGAAUACAUUUUUUUAGCUGUCCCAACAGCUGUCCUUCUAAUUAUUUUUAAUGCUGUUAACUAUGGAAAAAAAAAGUUGGGGAAAUUUGAUAGUUAUUUCAUUUCAAUUUAAAUUUUUAUAUUAUAUUUUUAAAAUGUGUCACAAAAAAUUGAAAGCCUUACAAAUACUUUUACUUUAUAUAUAUACAUAUGCAUACUGGUUGAAAAACUAGAAGAUGUAUAUAAUUUAUUGUAUUAUUUCGAAAAUAGUGAAAGUGUUGGAUAAUUUGAACAAGUGAUGCAUAUUAAGGCACAUAUUCAUUAGUUUUAAAUAAACUUAAAUUUCACUGGUAUGUAUAAUUAGAUAUCCUUUUUUAAUAUAAAUCUGAUAUCAGGUUUUGCUAAUUAUAAUUGGAUUAUUUUUAUGUAUGCUGAUUUUUAACUGAGAUGCAAAUUCUUGUUCUGUAAACCUCUGAGUAAAAUAAUAACAUUUCUAUACAUUGUAAAUUUCAGUGUGUUCUGCUUAUACUGUUGUUUUCUAAUCUCUAAUUUCAUUUCAUGCAAUAUUUGGUUUUAUUUACUUAAAAUUUAUUUUCGUGAGAAUCUCGUUCUUUUCAGGGAUAUCAGGUCUGAUCUGUCUUAAAAUAAUGUUAUGUUUUAUUAUAGAUCUGAUUUAGAUUUGUACUUAUUAAUAAAUUUUUGUGUUUUGUCAUAUUUUAACUUUUUUUUUCUUUUUCUUGAUUUUAAUGUAAUUAUUUGAUUUAAAAGUAAAGUUAAAUUCGUUAUAAUUAUUUUUAAUGCUAUAAUUUUGUUUUAAGGGCCAGUAAUUGUCCUGAAUUAAUGAACAAUGUUCUUAAAGCAAAUUAAUUUGACUUACUUAAUUGUCGCUGCAUCAUUUUGUAGUCUUUAAUAAUUUUGUCAUAAAAUUAUGUGGCUAAUAAGAAUCAUAAAUAUGUUUUUGUUUCAAAUAUAAUCUUAUGACUAAAAUUCAUCAAAUUUGUUGAUUUUGAAGCGAUCAAAGUAAGCUGGAUUUUUUGACGUUUCAAUAUUGUAAGAUUUUACCGAAUAAAAUUUUUCGUUGCAUUGUUACGAAAAAUUUUUACAUUUUUUUAUUGUUAUAUGUGAAAGUGUGGAAUAUAUUAAUAAUUUUACCUUGAUUUUUGAUGCCUAGCAGGAUUAUUACCUUUUUUUUUUUUUUUUUUUUUUUUUAAUAGACGCAUAACACUUGGAAAAUAUGUGGUAAUUUCCUUCCUUCAUUAUUAAUUUCCUUUGAUUUGACAAGAAAUUUUGUCUUGUGAAAUUUUUCAGAUUGCUUUGCUAUGCUAUUGGCUGAAAUAUCUAUGACCGAAUUUAUUUACCUAUAUUUAUUGAAUUCUGUUGUAUUGUGUGCAUCUAUAUAUAAUUAUUUUUCCUGUGUCUUUUUAAGAUAUGUUAAUCAAAGUAACAAUUAUGAAUUGAGUAAUUCUUUCCCUGCAAUUCUUGCUAGUUUUUAAGAUGGUAUGUUGUAGAUGAAAGCGUUUCCUUCAUUUAAAUAUUUGUGAGCAUUGGUGUGUAUAUAUAAUAUGCAAUGUACGACAUGUUAUGUCUAAUAAUUUUCUAGGAAAUAUGUGGCUUCUAAAUUCUUGAUAAUUGCGUUUGUCGGAAAGAAUAGUCAACUAUUUUGAGUUGGAUCACUAAUGUUGAACUCCUUUAUUUAAAAUUAAUAUCUUUUUUAAAUUUUCGCCGUUUCUGUAAUAUGUACUAAUAUAAGGUUUUCCUUUGCUGUUUGUUGUUUAAUUGUAAUAUUCUCUUUUUGUGAUUUAUACCUUAAUGUUUAAUUUAAAGGUAGAAUGAGGCUACCUUUUUAAAUUUAUACGCAUAUUAAUGAAUGAUUCAGCUUCAAUUUCUAAAUGUGUGCCAAAAAUAUGAAUAUUAAAAUAACAUGUUAUUAAACAUAUCAACUAUUAUUAUGGCAAAUGCCUUAAUUUUUCUCUCCGUUAACAAAUAUUUAAGUUUGUGAAACUAAAAUUUGUAGGUUUUUUUUUAGGAAAUAAUAUUUAGAGCAUUUAUCCAGAGUUAGCAUAUACUGAAAAUUAAUAGUCCUCAUCCAAUUUUAGCUCUUUGGAAAGUCACAUGUAGAAGAAUGAUUAAGAUUGAAAUCUAAUUUGUUUUAACACUUUCUGUUAUUUUUUUUCUUUUGAUUUUCAAGAAUAUUUCAAAUAGAUAUUGGUAUACACCAUAUUUCAAAGAUUUGCUGCACAGAACUUAGAUUAUGGAUACUAAAUUAUAGGUGUUUAGAUUUUCCUUAUUAUAGAAUUAAUCUUCUAUGGUAUGUAAAAGCCUGAUUUGUUAGAUUUUAUAAAUGACUAUAUGAUAAUAAGAUAUCAGUAUGAAAAAACUGUUUUUUAAAGAAAUGGUGCUAGUGUUCGAAGUAUUUUUGCAUGUGGUUUUUUGUAUUCAAUAUCUGACAUUAAAAUUAUACUGAAUCUUC
Argiope bruennichi is the source of this 8208-nucleotide messenger RNA. Its product is annotated as CUB and sushi domain-containing protein 3-like. The coding region runs from base 239 to 1711 and encodes 490 amino acids. The transcript is spliced from 11 exons. The record is from RefSeq and is a predicted model, not a curated record. NCBI's taxonomy places the organism in Eukaryota, Metazoa, Arthropoda, Arachnida, Araneae, Araneidae.